AUGCUUUCCCACCCCCCUCCCUACCUCCGCCUGCUCGGCCUUAGCCACUUCCUGGCGGGUUAUCUGAGGCUUCCCAGCUGGCCAAUCCAAGACUUCCCCUCAAGCCAAUCCGCAGCUUCCUGGUGGGCCAAUUCGCUGCUUCCCGGUGAUCCCAUCCGCCACUUCCUAGCAGGGCGCAACCUAGAUAAAAAGGAUGUGGAGUUAAAGCUGGUGAAUGGAAGUAACCAAGGUGAAGGAGUGGUGAAUAUCAAAGUCUACGAUCAGUGGGGAACUGUGUGUCAUCAUAAAUGGGAUACUAAUGAUGCUGCUAUUGUUUGCAAUCAGCUGGGUUGCCCCUCUGUGAUUCACACAAAUUUUUAUCCUAAUGCUACUGUUUCAUCUGAGAAAAUCUGGGUUUAUGAUAUGUCCUGCUUUGGAAAUGAGUCAGCGCUCUGGAAAUGCAAAUACCAUGGAUUGGGAGAAAAUAAUUGUUAUAAUAAUUUGGCUGCUGGAGUUAUCUGUUCUGAUGGGGCUGCUCUAGAUCUGAGGCUUGUGCGAGGAAGUAACCACUGUGUGGGGAGAGUAGAGUUGAACGUUCAAGGAAUGUGGGGUACCAUAUGCAACCGUAACUGGAACCAUGCUGCUGCUGAUGUAGUUUGCAAGCAGUUGGGAUGUGGAACAGUGCUUGGCUUCCCUGGCUUGCCUCAUUUAGGAUCAGGUUCUGGUCCUAUAUGGUAUGACGAUGUCUCUUGCUUCAGUAAUGAAUCUUUUCUUUGGGACUGCAGACAUUCUGGAUGGGAAAAUCAUAAUUGUCUUCACCAUAAAGAUGUGUCUGUGAUCUGCUCAGAUGGAGCAGAUUCGGACCUGAGGCUAGUAGAUGGAAGCAGCAAUUGCUCAGGGAGAGUAGGAGUCAGAAUGCAUGGACUGUGGUGGACAAUAUGUAGCAAUGGAUGGAAUGAUGAACAAGCCACUGUCGUUUGUGAACAACUAGGAUGUCCAUUUGUUGUCCAUAGCAGUAGCCAUGCUAAACCUAGUAAUGAAUCUAGAGAAAUUUGGAUAAACAAUAUCUCUCAUACUGGAAAUGAAUCUGCUCUCUGGGACUGCAUAUAUGAUGAAAAAGCUAAGGAAGAUUGUGCCCGAAGAUCAGAUGCUGGAGUGACCUGUUCUGAUGGGUCAGAUCUGGACAGAAGACUCAUGGAUGGAGAUGGUCAUUGUUACGGGAGAUUGGAGGUGAAAAACCAAGGAGAAUGGGGGACUGCGUGUCAGGACAAAUGGAGCACAAAGAAUGCAGCGGUUGUGUGUAUACAAUUGGGAUGUGGGAAUCCUGUCCAUUUAUUUCAUAUGACCCAUUUGAAGGAAACAUCUGGACCUAUUUGGCUGGAUGAUGUUUCUUGUAUUGGAAAUGAGUCACCCCUCUGCUACUGUAAACACCGUGGAUGGAGAAAGCAUAACUGUGUUCACAGAGAAGAUGUAAUAGUGUCCUGUUUAGGUACUGUUUCACAUGGGAAUCUGAGGUUGACAGAUGGCAAUGGCCGGUGUUCAGGAAGACUGGAGGUGAAAUUUGCAGGAGAGUGGGGCAUAGUAUGCAAUGACAAUUGUGACGAUAUUGAUGCUGCUGUGGUGUGUGGCCAGCUAGAAUGUCCAUCUUCUAUCAUUGGCAGUGGUCUGGGAAAUGCUUUUAUAGGGAUUGGAAAAAUUUGGCUGGAUGAUGUUUCCUGUUAUGGAGAUGAGUCAGCUCUCUGGGAAUGCAGGCACCGUGGGUGGGGAAAUCAUGACUGCACUCAUGAAGACGAUGUUGGAGUGACUUGUAUUGAUGAAUCAGAUAUGGAGCUGAGGCUUGUGGGUGGAGGCAGCAGGUGUGCUGGCAGAGUCGAAGUAAAAGUCCAGGGCAUUGUGGCCCUCCCAUGUAUUCACCGCUGGGAAAUGAACAGUGCUUCAGUUGUUUGCAGGCAUCUUGGAUGUGGGUCUGCAAUCAGUACCUCCAGCAAGCCUGAUUUUGCAUGAAGAACAUUACACAUCUUUCUGUCUGUAUCUGGCUGCACGAGAAACGAAACCUCUCCCUGGGAUUGUGCACAUUGGACAUGGAAACAGUCUAAAUGUCUUUUUAAUAGCAAUCUUAGUUUGAUCUGCUCAGCCCACAGGCAGCCCCGGCUGGUUGGAGCUGGUACUGCCUGUUCUGGACGUGUUGAAGUGAAACGUGGAGACAUAUGGAGCUCUGUCUGUGAUUCUGACUUGUCUCUACAAACUGCCAAUGCACUUUGCAGAGAAUUAAAUUGUGGAGAAGCCUUAUCUCUUGUGGGGGCUCACUUUGGAAAAGGGAAUGGUCAAUUUUGUGAUGAAAAGUUCCAGUGUGAGGGAAAUGAAUCUCACCUUGCAAUGUGCCCCACAGCACCACAUCCAGAAGAGACUUGUAACCCCCGCAGAGAAGCUGGCGUUGUCUGUUCUUGAUAUAUGGAUGCCCGACAUGUGAAUGGCAGAUCCCAGUGUGAAGGGCAAGUGGAGCUCAAGGUGCUCAGAUACUGGGGCUCCCUCUGUGACUACCACUGGGACCUGAAAGAUGCCAAUGUCCUAUGCCAUCAGCUCAACUGUGGGAUUGCUCUCUCAACCACAGAAGGAAAAUAUAUUGAAGAAGGAUGUGGUCAUAUUUGGAGACACAGGUUUCACUGCUUAGGGAAUGAGUAUUUUCUGGAUGCUUGUCAAAUGACAGUGCUAGGGGCGCCUUUAUGUGCCCAUGGAAACACUGUCUCUGUGACCUACACAGGAAACCAGACCCAGCCACAGCUUCCAUGCCCUGAGAGUUCAUCUGACCCAUCUUUGUCUGAAGUCUCGACAAGUAUUGAUUCCCACUGCUCAGGGAAGAAACUGCUUCACUUGGUGAAUGGAGGAGGUCGCUGUGCUGGGAGAGUGGAGAUCUAUCAUGAGGGCUCCUGGGGCACUGUCUGUGAUGACAGCAGGGACCUGAGUGAUGCCCACGUGGUGUGCAGGCAGCUGGGCUGUGGAUGGGCCAUUAAUGCUACGGUCUCUGCUCACUUUGGGGAGGGAUCAGGACCCAUCUGGCUGGACGACCUAAACUGCACAGGAAAUGAGUCUCAUCUCUGGAAGUGCCCUUCCCGGGGCUGGGAGCAGCACGAUUGCAGGCACAAGGAGGACGCAGGGGUCACCCGCUCAGAAUUCACAGCUUUGAGGCUCUACAGCGAAGUUGGAACCGAGAGCUGUGCUGGGAGACUGGAGGUCUUCUACAACGGGACGUGGGGUGGCGUUGGCAGGAGUAACAUCACAGCAGUCACAGCUGGGGUUGUGUGCAGGCAGCUGGGCUGUGCAGAAAAUGGAGUUGUCAGCCUCGCCCCUUCACAUAAAACAGGCUCUGGUUUCAUGUGGGUGGAUGGUAUUCAGUGUCCUAAUAUGCAAGUCUCCAUAUGGCAUUGUCCGUCUGGCCCAUGGGAGUGGAGAAUAUCCGGGCCAGCAGAGGAAGCCUGGAUCACAUGUGAAGAAAACAGACAGCUCCGCCUGGUGGAUGGGGGAAGACGCUGUACUGGGAGAGUGGAGAUCUUUUACCAGGGCAAAUGGGGCACCAUCUGUGAUGACCACUGGGACCUGAACGAUGCCCAUGUGGUGUGUAGACAGUUGGGCUGUGGACAAGCCAUCAAUGCCGUAUCUCAGGCUCUCUUUGGGAAUGGAUCAGGGGUCAUCUGGCUGGAUGAUGUAAACUGCACAGGACAAGAAUCCCAUGUAUGGAAGUGCCCUUCCCAGGACUGGGGGAAAAAUGACUGCAAUCACCAUGAGGACGCAGGAGUCAGCUGCUCAGGAUUUGUGCGUCUGGGUAGCAGUGAUGGACUGUGCUCAGGGCAAGUUGAAGUAUAUACUGGAACAGAAUGGACUCCAGCGUCUGAUAGGAACUUCACGUUCCCCACUGCCCAUGUCAUCUGUGCAGAGUUGGGGUGUGGCAAGGCUUUAUCUGUCCUGCAGGAUGUGCCCUUCAGAGAAACUGAUGGACAGAUCUGGACUGAAAAGUUCCGGUGUGAGGGGCAGGAAUCUGAGCUCACGUUCUGCCGCAGAGUGCCCUGUCCUAGAAGCACUUGUCACCACAGUGGGGCUGUCCACAUUGUCUGUUCAGAGUACACUGAAGUCCGGCUCGUUAAAAAUGGCAGCUCUCAGUGUGAGGGACAAGUGGAGAUGAAUAUUUCUGGAGUCUGGAGACCACUCUGUGCCUCCCACUGGAACAUGGCCAAUGCCAAUGUUGUUUGUCAACAGCUCAAGUGUGGAGUUGCCAUCUUUACCCCAACAGGAUCAUACUUUGUGGAAGGAAGGGAUCAGAUCUGGAAACACCGAUUUCACUGCUCAGGGGAUGAGUCCUUUUUGUGGAAUUGCCCUAUGACUGCCCUGGGGAUUUCUGAGUGUACAGAAGGAAACACGGCCUCUGUGAUCUGCUCAGAAAACCAGACCCAGCUGCUUCCCCCUUGCAAUGACUCCAUGUCUGACCCAGCAGACUUUGCAACCUCAGAGGAGAGUGCUACCAACUGCUCAGAGAACAGAUGGCUCCGCCUGGUGAACGGGAGCAGUAGCUGUGACGGGAGAGUGGAGGUCUACCACAAGGGCUCCUGGGGCACCAUCUGUGAUGACGGCUGGGACGUGAAUGAUGCCCAAGUGGUUUGCAGACAGCUGGGCUGUGGGUGGGCCCUCAAUGCCACGGUCUCUGCUCAUUUCGGGGAAGGAAAAGGACCCAUCUGGCUGGAUGACCUGAAAUGCACAGGACAGGAGUCCCAUGUGUGGACGUGCCCUUCCCAGGGCUGGGGGCAGCAUGACUGCAGGCACAAGGAGGAUGCAGGGGUCUUCUGCUCAGAGUCCCUGGCCCUCAGGCUGGUGAGUGAUGACCAUGACUGUGCUGGCUGGCUGGAGGUCUUCUACAAUGGGACGUGGGGCAGCGUCUGCAGAAGCCCAAUGGAGCCCACCACCCUGUCUGUGAUCUGCAGGCAGUUGGGCUGUGGGGACACUGGCGAGCUCAAUGUUUUGGCUGGUAUCAGGACACUCUCUCAGCCCCUUUGGGUGGAUGGAAUCCAGUGUCGGAAAAGUGACACCUCUCUGUGGCAGUGUCUUUCUGAUCCCUGGAACAACAGAUCAUGCUCUCCAAAAGAAGUAGCUCACAUCAUUUGUGCAGGAAACAAACCGAAGAGCUGUCCCACUGCUGCCCCCUGCACAGACAAAGAGAAGCUUCGACUCAGGGGAGGAGACACCACAUGCUCAGGGCGAGUGGAGAUUUGGCACAACGGCUCCUGGGGCACAGUGUGUGACGACUCCUGGAGCCUGGCAGAGGCCGAGGUGGUGUGUCAGCAGCUGGACUGUGGCUCUGCCCUGGAAGCCCUGCAGGAGGCUGCAUUUGGCCCAGGAAAUGGGAGCAUCUGGCUGGACGAGGUGCGGUGCAGAGGCAGGGAGUCUUCCCUGUGGGCCUGUGCUGCGCAGCCCUGGGGGCAGAACAACUGUAAGCACGAGGAGGAUGCUGGAGUGAGGUGCUCUGGUAAGAGGACAACAUCUUCCCUGACCGUUGGAGGCACAAGUUCAGGCUCAGACCCUGUCUCCGACAUCUUCUCCCUACCUGUGGUCAUCUGCCUCAUUCUGGGGGCCCUUCUCUUCCUGGUCCUUAUCUUCUUGGGAACUCAGCUGCACAGAUGGAGAACAGAGCUCCGAGUCUUAUCUAGUUUUGAAGGUGCUCUCGAUGAGGCUUUGUACGAGGAUAUUGAUGAUUACAUUUUACAACCAGAGAAGGAGGACCUGUUGGACAACUCAGGAAAACUGUCUGAUGAGUCAUUGACUAAGCUGCCAUAUUACACAGGAAACAAUGAGGAGGAUACAGAUCCUGAAUCUGUCCUAGACCCUCCAGGAAAGCAGACUGAUGCCACUGAAAAUGGUUACGAUGAUAUUGAAGAGUUACCUGUUUCUGAAAUUCCUCCUACCCCUGGAAUGAGUGAGAAGCAUUUUUUCCCAGAGGAAGGGCAUGGUACCAGGUAUUCCCAGACAGUGCUGAAAGUUUAUGACUCUCUAGUUAAGGCACGGCACAUUUUGCAUUAA
Molecule: messenger RNA, 6042 nt
Organism: Trichechus manatus latirostris (Florida manatee)
Lineage: Eukaryota; Metazoa; Chordata; Mammalia; Sirenia; Trichechidae
Product: antigen WC1.1-like
Biological process (GO): zymogen activation
Cellular component (GO): plasma membrane
Molecular function (GO): serine-type endopeptidase activity
Source: RefSeq, a predicted model, not a curated record